CUGCAAAAUUUUUUGAUGGACACCUUCGGCUCGUUGUACAAAACAUCCACAUUAUCGAAAAAGAAGUUGGAACAACUGAUCGAUGCAUUUCAGAGUCUUUCAAAUACUCCUUUAUUGAUAUACGGACCUACCGGUACCGGGAAAUCGUUUCAUAUAAAGAGCAUUGCGGUCGUGCUCGGAAUACAACUGGAUUAUGUGAUGGAACCUGAUAAGUUUAACAGUAAGACACUUUUUAAAAAACAUGUUACGUACAUAGACACAGAUGAUAUCAGAGAUCUAAGAAAUAUACCAGCAAGUAAUAUUGUCAUAGAGAGUCGGCGUAUCAACAGUAUCGGAAAAAAUAGAAAUGUGGUGCUGAUAAAGUUUGGGAAGGUAAGUGUGAUGAAGCUUAGGAAAAUAUUAAAGGAGCAUACGGAAUUUACAACAAGAAGAAAAAGAUUGGAAAGGGACCCGUGUAAAGGCGGUGAAUUUGAAAGCAAACAAAGCUUUAACGAUAUUACCGAUGGAAGUAUGAUUUUAAAUACAUGUUGCAAUGAAUCUAUGGUGUGUACCCAGAUAACUACGCCAGUUCCUGUCAAUACUCCUGUAUCAUUGGUAUCCCAUCCCAGGUUAGAUCCCAAUCUGUCCGCAUUUCAGGGCAAUAUGCAUCUAUUUCCCUAUGUUUUUUCAACAGCCAACAUAUUUUCAUUUUCUCAUACCAGCCAAAUCACAUUAUUUCACUAUUUAGGAAAAAUAUUUUAUUCUAAGCCGUCCUACAACGAUCACCAUUAUUUUGAUAAUAAGACGGUGAUAAACUUUUUAUUUGAGAAUUAUUUGCUUUUUUACAAUUAUGAUGAUGUAUUUUGCGAUGAUCUUUCCCUCUUGUACGCACGUAAGCACUAUGAGCCGAUAAUUCAUAUGGCAUAUGGUAUAAAGAAUAAACGGGCUGGCCAAUUCACUUCCUUCAAAUCGCCAUGCCAGUCACCAAUACAUUUGCAUCAUGAGAACGAAUACGAAGAUUUGUCUUAAACAUCUGGUUUAUGCACAAAAUUAAGCUUACUCGAAGAGCAUCAGUGCAUAAUUGGAAUAUUAUGUGCUCUCGAUGCUUAAUGCAAUAGUUCCAGCAAUUGAAGUGAUGUAGUUGCCAAGCUGAAACAUGUUCUAAGAUCAAAACAAGAAUUUCAUUAACAACCGCCAAAGGUACUGCAAUCCAAACAAUACGCGCCAUAUAUAACCGUUA
Molecule: messenger RNA, 1219 nt
Organism: Vavraia culicis subsp. floridensis
Lineage: Eukaryota; Fungi; Microsporidia; Pleistophoridae
Exons: 1
Coding region: 16-1008 (330 amino acids)
Source: RefSeq, a predicted model, not a curated record